Messenger RNA from Phytophthora nicotianae INRA-310, 1210 nucleotides. RefSeq lists its product as hypothetical. The coding region runs from base 32 to 988 and encodes 318 amino acids. The record is from RefSeq and is a predicted model, not a curated record. The transcript has a single exon. Lineage: Eukaryota; Oomycota; Peronosporomycetes; Peronosporales; Peronosporaceae. Gene Ontology annotation, cellular component: nucleus.
AGUAAGCGCAUCACUUGAUAAUCUGCCGAAAAUGCCGCCCCAGAAGAAGCGCUCCCGUGGCUCCGGCAAGGCACCGAUCGACCCCAAAGCCGCCCAAACUGAGGAUCAUGAGGUGGAGAUGAUGGAGGAGGACUCGGACAGCAGCGAGAGUGAGGACGACCUAACGUUCGCGCCUAACGAUGGAGCCGACGAUGACGAUGACUCGGACGACGAGAUGGACGGAGGAGAGGCCGCUGCUGCUGCCGGUGGCAAUGUGAGCGUGGAUUUCCUCUUCUCAGAUCCGCGCGAGGCUCAUUUCCACAGCGUUAAGCAGUUUCUUCUGGCCUACUUGCCGCCCACGCAGCCCUUCGACGUGUCUGGACUGGCCAAUGCCAUUGUGGGCCAGGUUACGGCUGGCACCAUGGUCUGCGUGGAGGGUGAGGACGACGUCUAUGGCUUCAUCACUGCUCUCAACCUCAAGGGCUUCGCCAACGAGACUAGCAUCCAACAGAUCCUACAGUACGUGACCAAAAAGUGUCCGAGUGCUGAGUUGCCCAAGCUCCAGCAGAUCCUCAAUACCAAGAACGUCGGACUCGUGCUCAAUGAGCGCAUGGUAAAUCUGCCAUACCAGCUGGUACCAGCGCUUCACUUGGCGCUUCACGAGGACAUCGAGUGGGCGAUCCAGAACGAGGACACGGAGGAGCUGCGCAACAGCUUCAAGAUGGACUAUUUCCUCAUCCUGGCCACUUGUACAGAGGAGAAGAGCGGCAGCAGCGGCUCCAAACAGGGCAAGAAGUCUAAGACAGCGUAUGAGCAGACAGCCAAGUUUUUCCACAACUUCGAGGACGAAUUCCUGGAGCAGGAGGCGGAACUUUCCUUCUCAUUCGACACUCCCUUGACUGAACGCGAGCGAGUGGACAAGAGCAGCAAGACUACAGUUGUGAUGCUGCUAGAGCGCGAAAAACACAAGGCGGCGUUGGCCAGCAUCUCGGCAAUGAUCAACGUGUAAUUAGAAUAUUUAGCGCCCGCGUUUGACCCCUGCCCUCUUAUGUCAUUCUACUUCGUAUGUCUGGCCAUCCAGUCUUUCGCUAGCCCAAUACUGGUUCGAAGAUGCCGCAGCUCUUCUUCUUCUUCUGGUCGAAGGAAGCGACGACUUAAAAGGGAUAUUGGGGCUCCUCUUCUUGCAGUCUUAGCAGUUGGAGCGUCAUCAACUUGAUCGCUUUUGUUCGAC